This is a messenger RNA of Monopterus albus (swamp eel), 1191 nucleotides long. It is a transcript of the gene ren, whose product is annotated as renin. The transcript has 9 exons. Gene Ontology annotation, molecular function: aspartic-type endopeptidase activity. Bases 1 to 1191 code for a protein of 396 amino acids. Lineage: Eukaryota; Metazoa; Chordata; Actinopteri; Synbranchiformes; Synbranchidae. Gene Ontology annotation, biological process: angiotensin maturation. The record is from RefSeq and is a predicted model, not a curated record.
AUGGCACUACUGAUGAAUUUUUGGAUGUGUGUGGCAGCUUUAUUAUUGACAGUGACCAUGAGCCAUGCUUUGAGAAGAAUCUCUCUGAAGAAGAUGCCAUCUGUCAGAGAGACACUGCGGGAGAUGGGUGUUUCUGCAGAGCAGGUUUUGACUGAAGUGGAUAAGGAGAUCGCAGAUGCUACCAACAAUGGGAAUGUGCCCACACCUCUAACCAACUACUUGGAUUCACAGUACUUUGGGGAAAUCAGUAUUGGUUUCCCAGGCCAGACGUUCAAUGUGGUGUUUGACACAGGCUCAGCCAACCUGUGGGUGCCAUCAAAAAGCUGCUCACCUUUCUCCACUGCCUGCUUUACUCACAACAGGUACGAUGCCUCAAAAUCCCAGACUUAUGUUGAAAAUGGAACUGGAUUUUCCAUACAGUACGCAUCUGGAAGUGUCAGGGGAUUCCUGAGUGAGGAUGUGGUUGUGGUUGGUGGUAUUCCGGUGGUGCAGAUGUUUGCUGAGGCCACCUCUCUGUCUGCCGUUCCCUUCAUCUUUGCCAAAUUUGAUGGAGUCCUGGGGAUGGGUUACCCCAGCAUGGCCAUUGAUGGCAUCACUCCAGUGUUCGACCGCAUCAUGUCUCAGAGUGUCCUCGAGGAAAACGUAUUCUCUGUCUAUUAUAGCAGGGACCCAAAACGUUACCCAGGUGGAGAGCUGAUCCUUGGUGGCACAGACCCAAACUACUACACUGGAACAUUUAAUUAUAUUCACACCAGUGAGCUGGGAAAAUGGCAAGUUAUUAUGAAAGGUGUUUCUCUUGGAACGGAGAAAAAGUUUUGUGCAGAGGGCUGCACGGCUGUGAUUGACACGGGCUCCUCGUAUGUCACAGGUCCAGCCUCGGCUGUGUCUGCGCUGAUGAAAGCCAUCGGAGCACAGCAGGAGGAAAGCGGCUACAAAGUCAACUGUGACAGUGUCAAGACAUUGCCCAGUGUUAGUUUCCACAUAGGUGGUCAGGAGUACUCACUCACUCAGGAGGAUUACAUCUUAUGGCAAUCACACAUCCAAGGAGAUGUGUGCACCGUCACAUUCAGGGGCCUGGAUGUGCCGCCCCCUACAGGCCCCAUCUGGAUUUUGGGAGCCAACUUCAUUGCACGCUACUACACAGAGUUUGACCGUCGCCAUAAUCGGAUAGGGUUUGCUACAGCAGUCUGA